AUGACACCCAACAGCAGAGAAAAAGGUAGGUUGCCCAGUCAGCCUGUCCAACCCCAUGGAGGACAGUUUGUGGUUCAUGACUUGCCUCCUGCUGAUGCUAAGGUAAUUAUGACUUUGCGCAAUAAGAGAGAGGUCGAAACCCGACUAGAGAAAGUGAAGCCGAAAGAGCAUUUGGCUCCCUCCGACCCUGAUGACUUUGGGAAGGAGAGUUCACAGAGUAAAGAGGGAACCCCUCUAGUCACACCUGCAUCACCCACUUCCGUGUCAGCGGGCCCCAAUGUGCCACCUUAUGUGCCUGAAGCCCCGUUCCCAUCCUGUUCGAAUGCACCAUCUCCCUUUCCUAAGAGGGGAGCAUCUAUGGAGGAUAUCCUUGAGGUUUUUAAGCAAGUCAAAGUAAACAUUCCUCUCCUAGAUGCGAUCAAACAAGUCCCCACUUAUGCUAAGUUUUUGAAGAACCUCUGUACUCAAAAGAGGAAAUGUAAAACCAAUGUAUCGAAAAAGGUCCUUCUUACUGACCAAGUGAGCUCAGUGUUCCAAUCAAUUGCUCCCCCUAAGUUACAAGAUCCAGGCACCCCUACUAUUUCCAUAGGAAUAAGGAACCAUGUCAUUGAGCGAGCAUUGCUAGACUUAGGGGCUAGUGUCAAUUUGAUACCUUACUCGGUGUACGAACAAUUGAGGCUUGGGGAGUUGAAGCCCACGUCGGUUACCUUACAAUUAGCUGAUAGAUCCAUUAAGGUGCCACGUGGAGUAGUUGAGGACGUUCUUGUUAAGGUUAAUGAUUUUUACUUUUCGGCUGAUUUUAUAGUCCUUGACACAAAAUCGGUGCAAACCCUCAAAUAA
Molecule: messenger RNA, 840 nt
Organism: Rhododendron vialii
Lineage: Eukaryota; Viridiplantae; Streptophyta; Magnoliopsida; Ericales; Ericaceae
Exons: 2
Coding region: 1-840 (279 amino acids)
Source: RefSeq, a predicted model, not a curated record